Molecule: messenger RNA, 2343 nt
Organism: Wallemia ichthyophaga EXF-994
Lineage: Eukaryota; Fungi; Basidiomycota; Wallemiomycetes; Wallemiales; Wallemiaceae
Exons: 3
Coding region: 1-2343 (780 amino acids)
Source: RefSeq, a predicted model, not a curated record
AUGUAUUCCCAUCAACCAAUUCACUUGACAGGUAGAAAUGGAAUUAACUUGUUAAUAUCACCAACCAAUGAGAAUGAUCAGUGUCUUAACAUUAAUCUGAUCAAUUCCCUCAACAACUCGUCGAUAAACCUCAAUUCCCCGAUUCUGCAAAUUUCUUCUUCAAACUCAAAUACCUUAUCUAGAUCGAGGUAUUUGGGUCAUCUGAUAGCUGUUAAGACUAGGUUGGGUGUCAUAUUUUACAACUCUUCCAAUAAGCACCUCGAUCACAUUCACACCUUCACCCACACUCACCCAAUCUCUGAUCUCUCUUUUAAAGACCUAAAUUGCCUGCUAAUCGACCCAUACGAUAACAUUUUCAAGUUCAACUUCAAUCCCCGCCUCAAAUCACCCGCAUCGAUAUCUCAAUUACGUCAUCAUCCAUACUACCAUCAAUCCUACGAUAACAGAUUUAGGUUGAUUGAUUUCAAUCCCUAUGAUGAGGCAGCUGAGUACUCUUGUUUAACUGCGAAUUCUCACUCUCUAAGCGUGAUUGAUUUUAGAUCAUCCAUUUCGACUAUCAUCUACCAAUCACCCUCAACUAUCACUCACUUACUGUCCUCCACUGCAUCCAACAUACCUCUCACUGCUCUCACCACAACCGACCACAUCCUUUUCUUCGACAUACGCAACUUCUCCCAAUCUCUCCUCUCUAUACCCCACAACAGAGACUACGAUAGAACGCUCUCUAUUCAUACUAUCAAUGGCCCUCACAAUACCAUCUCUGUACUCCUCUUCUCGGCCAUCCACCCCCUCCUCUCCAUAUGGACUAUUGGUGGCACUCCCUCCUUUCCCCGCUCUCUACACGCUCCAUACGCCCACAAACUGCCUUUUCCUCCGAUUGGAGGCUGGGCUGUGCAUGAGCGAGGGCGUCAGUCUGAAGAGCACGACAGGGAACCCACCCGACAUCAAACGCGUCAGCACACGCGCAACCAAUCUCGUCGACUUUCUCGAGCCUCUUCCCGUGCACCCACACCUCAGCAUCCCCCCCGUGAGCAUUCCCAAAUCUUGCAGCCUUCUCAACCACCCACACCCUCACGACAACCCACACCGCACCAAAACCCAGACACACUCUCCCAAAACACCGACGCCGUGUAUGACAUGUAUCUACGCAGCCAAGGCGGCUCAUUAUCCUACGCCACACUCUUCACCGCUGACGCGGACGCCAACGCACCCCCUCUCGACAUUCGCACCGAUCCUGCUGUCUGGUCGCAAGAGGUAGAUGGCUAUUUCGGCGACGGGCUAGCCUCUAUGCGCGAAUAUACGCUACGCGACAUGACCAAGCAAUGGGGGCUGAUAAGUGGGGGUGGUAGUGGGGGUGCAACACUCGCACUACGCGACAAGCUCCCACUGCAACCAUUCGCAAGUGCGGGUCUACAGGUGCGUCUAGCCAGCGAGGUGGAGAUAGGGCAGAGGGAAUGGGACAGGAAUAGGAGUAACGACGCACAUGCAGCUUGGUCUUACUCUAUCCCACAAUCUCUUCUACCCCCACCUCCCAGCUUCCCAUAUGCGGGCGACGCGGCGGGGGAGAUUGUUCAGCGUCAGCUGCAGGGUGCAUACAACGUAUGCAGCAAUAGACGGCCACAUGACGUGCCAGCGGAGGGCAAGAGCGAGGGCAAACGCAAUUUUGAUGGGGGAGUCGCUGUAGGUGAUGCUGGCGGUGUUGGUGCUGCCAAUACCCCUACUGAUGCCACUGCUUCUACUGGCGGACUCGUACAGGAGCUCACACGCGCAGCCUCUGCUAUGAAUAUACACAACAGCACCCCCGUGCGCCCCUACACUUUCGGCGCACUGCGGCCGAUGGUGACGCGCAGAAGCCAAGGGGACGAAGCACUUGCACUCGCACGCAAUGAUGCCAUUGACGCUACUGACGCUGAUACCAAACCCCCACUCAACACUGCCACUAACCUGCUUCUCGCUGAGUGGAGUGGCAGUGUGGAUGCCUACAGGUACAGAGACCCCUAUGCGGAUUCUGAGGAGGGAGAGAUGGGAAUAGAGGGGCAGACGCAAAUGCAGACCGAUGUCCCUCCGCCUCCCUCGCAGAAGAUAAUGCGCAGACCUCCCGUCGUCUUGUCAACUGCUGCGCCUGGCGCACAUGCAACGAGUGCAUCGAAUGCAAUGAAUGGUUCGCUCACACCUGCUCCGCAAUCUCAGCCACAAUCACACGCACACCUUCAUUCUCCAGCCCUCACUCAGCCUUCCCAACCACCUUCGCAACCCAAUCCUAGCACCCAGGUCGAGCCGGGCAGGUUUGGCGGUCGGCCUGUCGCUACCAAGAAGAAGAAGAAGAGAGUUGGCGGAUUUUAA